Messenger RNA from Pipra filicauda (Wire-tailed manakin), 4247 nucleotides. RefSeq lists its product as uncharacterized. The record is from RefSeq and is a predicted model, not a curated record. Bases 98 to 1831 code for a protein of 577 amino acids. NCBI's taxonomy places the organism in Eukaryota, Metazoa, Chordata, Aves, Passeriformes, Pipridae. The transcript has 2 exons.
GCACCGCGGCGGGCGGGGGCUCUGCCUGAGGCACGGCCUGGGCGAGGACUUGCGGGGUCUCUCUGGCCGCAGCCGGCGCCGCCUCGCCGGGCGGCAGAUGACGGGCUCGAGCGCACCUGCCGGGCUCGGCUUAAGGGCGCCUUGCGGCUGCUGCUGUCCGUGCCGCGGAGGUGGCCGGGGAAGGGGCGCGAGGGCUCCGGUAGCACCGGCCCACCUCCCGCGGCGGUGCCCGCACGGGGCGCUGGUGGCGGCGGCGGGACCGAAGGCCGGGAGAGCCCCCGCUCUGCCGUCGCCGUGUGCGCGUGGUCGGCCCGGCGGGACCCGGGCGGGACUGGGCUGCGGCACCCGCUCGGGUUCCUGCAGCUGGCAUCGCUCGCAGGAGAGGCUCGGGAGUUUAUUUCCGUUCAAGAAAUGUAAAAUCAGAUGGUCGUCAGCUACAGCAUUAUUUUACGGUACUGGUGCUAACCACUCAAUGAUGUGGCAACAUAAAGUACAAGGACAAAGAAAUUUACAUCCACCUUUAGAUAAAUUCAGAAUGUUGUGUGGCAGGAAAAAAUCUUACUUUGUUGCUGCUGUGUGCAUUAUUACUCUAACUUCAAUGGUCACAGUUUCUUAUCUUAGGUUGCAGAGACUUUCUCACCAGCCAAAAGUAAUUCAAGAAGGUAGCAAAUGUAGAGGGGAAAUUGCCAAUAGCACAAUAACACCAUUAAAAGAUAACAAAACUUUUAUUAUAUCCCCGUACUUUGAUGACAGAGAAAGCAAAGUCACUCGUGUGAUUGGGAUUGUUCACCACGAAGAUGUGAAACAACUAUACUGCUGGUUCUGCUGUCAGCCCAAUGGAAAGAUCUAUGUAUCAAAUGCAAAAAUUGAUGUUCACUCAGAUAGAUUUGGAUUCCCUUAUGGUGCAGCAGAUAUAGUUUGUUUGGAACCUGAAAACUGUGAUCCAACGCAUGUAUCAAUUCAUCCGUUUGCACAUGGAAAUAUUGACCAGCUGCCAAGGUUUGAAAUUAAAAACCGCAAGCCUGAGCCCUUUUCUGUUGACUUCACUGUGUGCAUCUCUGCCAUGUUUGGAAACUACAACAAUGUCUUGCAGUUCAUACAGAGUCUGGAAAUGUACAAGAUUCUUGGAGCACAGAAAGUGGUGAUCUAUAAGAACAACUGCAGCCAUCUGAUGGAGAAAGUCUUGAAGUUUUAUAUAGAAGAAGGAACUGUAGAGAUAAUUCCCUGGCCGAUAAACUCACACCUCAAGGUUUCCUCUAAAUGGCACUUCAUGCAAGAUGGAACACACAUUGGCUACUACGGACAAAUCACAGCUCUAAAUGACUGUAUAUACCGUAACAUGCAAAGGAGCAAGUUUGUGGUUCUUAAUGAUGCUGAUGAAAUAAUUCUUCCUCUUAAGCAUCCAAACUGGAAAACAAUGAUGAGCAGCCUUCAGGAACAAAAUCCAGGGACUGGCAUUUUCCUCUUCGAGAACCAUAUCUUCCCAGAAACCAUCUCUACUCCCAUGUUCAACAUCUCGUCCUGGAAUACUGUGCCAGGUGUUAACAUAUUACAGCAUGUUCACAGAGAGCCUGACAGGAAAGAUGUAAUCAAUCCCAGGAAGAUGAUAGUUGAUCCACAAAAGGUGAUUCAGACUUCUGUCCACUCUGUCCUACAUGCCUAUGGGGACAGCGUGAAUGUUCCCAUGGAUGUUGCCCUCAUUUAUCACUGUCGGAAGCCCCUUCAAAGAGACCUCCCCAGAGAAUCCCUUGUCAGGGAUACAGCCCUGUGGAGAUACAACUCAUCAUUAAUCAUGAAUGUUAACAAGGUGCUAUCUCAAACCAUACUGUAAGUUCAAAAGGGAAACCUCGGUUCUAAGGAGGGAAAGUGGAGAGCCACCCUUACUGUGGGAAGGCAGAGGAGGUUGGUUAAAGAGCACAUCAGAAUGAUUUCCACAUGAAGGUUACAUUUUGCAGUGAUUAUUUAGGGAAUCUAUAGCAGAGCCAGGAGUCAUUUAAUCAUAUUAAAGUUCAAUGUAGAUUGCACUCUUGUAAAAUUUGUUUUCAGUUAAAAAAAUAAAUUUAAAAAAUCGGUAUUUCUCAACUGAUUCAGAUAAUGCAAAUCAGUUUUCAACUGUACUAGAAAUACAGCUAUAGUCAUUAGUAUUAAACCUAAGUUGCUUAAUUCUUGAAGUUUGUAUGUCACUGGAUACAAAAUUUGUAUGCACCGAGUAAAAGGUAAAUUACUGUGUUAGCUCUACAUUUCAACUGUAAAAAAAUUAACCCCUCAUGUUCUUGGAAAUAGUGUCUGUUAAAGUGGUGAUGUAUUGUCACACUAAACAGCUGUUGGGAGUUUUGCUGAUCCCAGUGUCUGUUCAACUGGGUUUUUGAGACAUGUAAGUUUAAGAAGAAGAGUGAUCACUCUAAUUACCCACAGCUGUUCUGAAUUACUUAAGUGGUAAGUGCUGAAUUGUGUUGGAAAGGUUUAAAACAGAGGCAAGGGAAACAGCCUGGCGUUAAAGAGACUUUUGUGAACUGAAAAGAAGCUAUUUCGAGGAGGAAAAAAAUGGAUGGCUGAACAACUAUUUAUGAAACAUGUUAGUUUGUUGGGGGGUUUUUUGGGACCUUGAAGCCUCAUAAGAAAAUGUUUCUUCAUGAAAUUUAGGCAUGAGUUGCAUUUUUUUAGUCCAUUAUGUGGUGGGUAAGUUGAAUUAUAUUGCUUCCUUGUGUAGGUGUAAGGGUACAGAAGCUGCAUCUUUUCCAACCUUUAUCUAAAAAUAGUGCCAAGUAGUUGCUAACUUCUGCUGAAGGGUCAGAUGGAAAGCAAAGCAAACAAAAAAACCUCAGUGUAGUUCCACGGUUUCAGUCAUAUAUUUUCUGUUUGAUAAGUCCCCAAAGCUGUAUGUGCUGUACUGUUGUGGCAUUGUAUUAGAACAUUCAUUUGAAGGCACAUCUGAGGGCAGUCAGUCUGACACUGGUGUCUGACAGAGGGAAGUGUGUGAGAGGUUUGCUUUUUUAUAUUUCUACACCAGUGUCACUCUUUCAUCUCUUCAUCUAUUUUGUGGUGGCACAUACCCUUAAGGAGCUCUGUCAGUACUAGAUUAGUAUUAUUAGCUAGCAGAUGUCCAAGAGGAACUUUACUUAGAGGUCUUCAAGAGACAGUCUUUAAAAAACUAUUUGCUAAUUGUGUUCAUAAUUAUUAGCUGCUAUGUUACUGGUUAAAAUUUCAUUUGUAAAACUAAAAGGGUAGAAGAGCAGCGUAGUGUGUACUGGAUGCUUGUCAUUGUGGUUUCUGCUUGCAUACUCUGGGGCAAUGUAGAAAAGGAAAAUUUAGAGUUCUGAUUUAGUUUAAACUUUUCUGCAACUUGUGAAAUACCUGUGGCAGAAUUCCUUUUCAACUACCACUUCACAGCUUUUGGCUAACUGCAGCAUUUGCUUCGGAGUGGCUGCAAUGUCUCCGAAAGUUUGUAUCAACAAACUGGCAGCUGUAUUUACAGCCCAGGUGCCUGCUGCAGGGGUACUGUCUUGCUUAGUAACAGGUCCACUUAGAAGUUUAGACUCAUGUAGUUUGCAAGGGGCAUCUGGAAGUCCAACUCAUAGCAUGGUUUGCUCAGGACUUUGUCUAGGCUGGCUGGACACACAGUCUCUCUGGGCAACCUGUUCCAGACUUAACCUAACCUCUAACAAGAGAAUUUCUCUUGUUGCAGUUUGUGACAAUUGGCCGUUGUCUUGCUGUAUGAGUCUGACUUUGUCUUCUUUUAGUUCCUUAUUAGUUAGCUGGAGACAGUAGCAGGGCCUCCCCUCCCCUUGCCCACCACCACCUUCCUUUUCCCCACCGUUCUUUCUGGAAGGCUGAACUUGGCUUUCAGUUUCUCAGUCAUCUUGUGCUCCACCCCUCUGGAUUCUGCAUCAUCAAGGUCACUAACAAAGUAGUUACCCACAUUUUCCUGUUUCACUGAUCUGGGUACAAUGACAUUUCUGGCAUGCUCCUGUUUAAUCUUUCAGUUAACACACUGUUUUACAGGUGGCUCCUUCAGAGGAAGCUGAGUUACCACACACAUCAUACACAGUGUAGUUACUCCUACAUUAAGAAUGAUGAAAACUUGGUGUCAAGACAAGUAAUUGAAAGCUUUCUACUUCAUGUAAGCUUCCUUCACUUUUGAGUGCAGUUUGACUUGAGAGUUGUGAAUUUGGGUUCAAUUUUUUAAAAUCCUUGACUACAGAAACAUUUUUCAAAGUAAAUUGGUAUGAAUAAAGGUGGAAAACUGA